AUGUGCUGCCGAAGACGCCGCGCAGCCCGCCAAGCCUGGCUCGAACAACGCGCCCUCGGAGGAGGUCCCCGAGGCUGCGGUGGCCCCCGCCACUUCGGCCCCGGCCCAGGAGGCCCACCCUUCCGUCCUCCCUGGGCAUCAGGAGGCGGCGGCGGCGGCGGCGGUCCCCCCUUUGGCAGAUGGCGCGCCAUCCCACAAGACAACGUCCCCCAAGACCCCUUCCGAGAUCCUCCAGCCGCUCCUCGCAACGACCCAGCGAUUAGAGACCCGGAAAAGGGCGCCGUUCAGAUGAACGUCAAGGACGUGGAGAAGAGCACGCCUACUCCCCCUGCUUCCGCGCCUACCCCGGCUCCAGAGGGUGAUUCAAAGAGGGUGUCGUUCAUGUCUGGUCCGUUUUCGCGGUGGAGGGAGUCCGUGAGGAGCGGUGGUGGUGGUGAUGAUGUAUACUUCUGGCGUCACGGAGGCGCCGCCAUACUGGAGCGGUGA
Colletotrichum fioriniae is the source of this 486-nucleotide messenger RNA. NCBI's taxonomy places the organism in Eukaryota, Fungi, Ascomycota, Sordariomycetes, Glomerellales, Glomerellaceae. The record is from RefSeq and is a predicted model, not a curated record.